Molecule: messenger RNA, 438 nt
Organism: Spodoptera litura
Lineage: Eukaryota; Metazoa; Arthropoda; Insecta; Lepidoptera; Noctuidae
Source: RefSeq, a predicted model, not a curated record
AUGCUGCAGCACUCGGCACAGGCUGUUAACAUGCAUAAGUUGUACAAACCAAAACUGUGGAGUCACAAUGAGACCACAACAGAAGAUAUCGGGGACUGCAACACUUGCAAAGAUAUUCAAGGAAGGAAGGAAAGGAAACCGCGAGACAGGGGUCGUGAGAACCUGGAGAAGCUAAUUAUAGUUGGAAACACUGAAGGCAAGGCAAGGGUCGCGUGGACGUUCUCCAAUGAGAUGGACCGAUCAAGUAAAAGACUCGUCCUCAUUUGCACGGCUGUAAGAGACGCGCUGGACAGAAUCCGCUGGAAGCAGAUCAUCCGCUCCAGAUGCAGUUCUGAUGCUGCUCAUGAUCCUCAUGUAUGAGGGAACAACUAGAGACAGAGAGUAUCUUGCUUACUUCUUCCCUAAGCUUUUAUAUCAAUAAAAUCGAUUCAUACUUAA